This is a messenger RNA of Arachis ipaensis, 498 nucleotides long. Lineage: Eukaryota; Viridiplantae; Streptophyta; Magnoliopsida; Fabales; Fabaceae. The record is from RefSeq and is a predicted model, not a curated record.
AUGAUGCCCCCUCUCUUUAUUUAGUUACAUGUAUUCAUAAUUGACGAUAUGGGUAGUUCUUUUUACUAUGGUAUAUAUGUAUUUGUCAUCUAUCUAUCUAUGGAAAGUUACGUUGACAGAUAAUAACAUUAUUGAGCAGGAGUUAGGGAAGUAUGGUAUUGUAUGCAUAGAAGACAUGGUGCAUCAGAUCUAUAAUGUUGGUCCACACUUUAAAGAAGUUAUUCGACUUAUGUGGCCCUUUGAACUCAACAAACCAGUAGGAGGGUUGACAGGAUCAAAAACCCUUUUCAAGGAUGGUGGAGACUCUGGAAAUCGGGAGGAUCUCAUCAACGAAUUAGUCUCUAAAAUGAAUUAACCUCGCUCAUAUAUAUUGUAUCAAAAUUUUGAUCUUGUUUGUGAUGCCCCCCAAAUCUUGGCUUCAAGGAUCUCAUUUUCUAGUUACUAUUGAUAUUGAUGUUCUUUAGACAAAUUAAGUUAUGUUACUCUCUUUUCUUUUUU